GCUGUUGGAGAGCUUUGCAGCAGCCAACAAGCUGAGCCAGGCCUCCCGUGAUGCGCUGGAAUGCCUCGACCGACAGCAGGCAUUGCGCGUCAUGGGCUUCACCUCGGCCCUGCGUUUCCUGGCAGGCCCGGUCUACCGCGGGGAAGCUGAGCUCGAAGUCCGAACUCGUAUAUGGGCAGCACAGCAUGAGGCACCAAUGGAGGCAGUGCUCCCGCGUGGGGACAUCGAAGCCACGCGAGAUGGAACCAAGCGCGAUCGAAGCCGUAGCAGGCGAAGGGCCAGCGACUCGCUUCCCAAUUUGGCCCAGCAUGUCGAUGCCUUCAUCGAGCUCAACGACUUAGACGAGCGCGCCAGCACAGUCCUCCGAAAGCUUGAUGCAAAGACAGUGCUGCAAGUCAUGGGCCUGGCAGGUGUGGAGAAUUCCUUUCUCUUGCGAGGUGUCCGGGAGAAAUCCAAGGCAGUUCUGCAGCGACUGCGGAAGGUGCAGGAGGCCAACCAUGAUGCAGAUCUUUUCGCACAGCUCUCCAAGGUGAUGGAGGACUUCAUUACAGCGAACCACUUGGAUGAUGCUGCAGCGGAGUCCUUCCGAGGUCUGCCCCGCGGGGUAGCGCUGGAGGUCAUGGGCUUCACUGCUUCAGAGGGCGGCAGCAACACCUUCCUUAUCAAGGAGGCCGCUGACGCUUCGGAGGAGGUCCGCCGGCGCAUCGACGAGCGCGGCUCGAAGCGAGAUGCGAACGGC
This is a messenger RNA of Symbiodinium pilosum, 739 nucleotides long. The record is from the annotation of a GenBank genome assembly. Lineage: Eukaryota; Dinophyceae; Suessiales; Symbiodiniaceae.